AUGGCCGCGGAGACCUCGCUGGAUGCGCUGCUGGGGGCGCUGGAUGCUGCCAACUCGUUUCUGGGGGAGGAGGGCGACGCGGCUGAGAAGGGCGCCGACGCCGGCGCUCUACGUCCCGUGGAGCCCCCGGAGCCGGACGUGGAGCAAACCGUGAACAUCUCAGAGGAGCAGAUGGAGCCGGCGCCUGAGGCGGCGAGCUCAUCCCGGGCAGAGGACCAGUCGGGCGACACCGUGGAAGGGAAGGACGUGAGCGAGCCCAAGGGCGAGGCCGGGCCCUCGCUGCUGCGCCGCCCAAAGCGGCGCCUCGCGCUGGCGCCGCAGGUGCCGUAUGCCGCGCCCGCAUUGACGCGUGCGGCGCCGGGGCCGGCCGCAGAGCGAGACGUUGAGAGCUUCCUCUCCGAGGUCCUUGACUCUGAGGAGGAGCAAAUGGAGGAGGCCCCCUUCCCCGUCUUCCCGGCCCAGCCAGCCGACCCCGAGCCCACCGCCGUGGAGCCAAGCGCCGCGGAGCCAAGCGCCGCGGAGCCAAGCGCCGCGGAGCCAAGCGCCGAGCCAACCGCGGCGAAGGCGGCGGCGGCGGCGCCGAAGUUCCGGGUGCGGAAGAAGAGCAAAGGCCCCCGCCCCACGUGCGUGGAGGACGGCGCCUGCGAGCCCAAGUUCUUCGAGUCCAAAGAGGACUUCGAGGGCUUCUGGGUGGACGCUUUGGACAAAGCCCUGCUCUCAGCCAGUGCUGGCGGCGUCGGCCUGCUGCGCCGGCCGGCACCCAAGGAAAAGAGGCCCACCAGCUCCGAGAACCCGCUCACGCGGACCUUGUCGAAGGGCCUCUCGUCCUCCCUGGCCGACGCCCGCGCGCGCCUGGGCCGCGGCCAGGGCAUCGCGCGGCUGCUGGGCGUCGGAAAGGGGAGCGGCCGGACGGCGCCGAAGAGCGCCGUGCGUGCGCUGGAGGCCUUCAACGGCGGUGUCCCGGCCGAUGAAGCCCUGCACGAGGCCAGGGGCCUGGUGUACCGGGACAUGGGCGACUACGAGACGGCCUUGCUGGACUUCGAUGCAGUGAUCGACCUGGAGCCCGAGAAGGGCAGGCACUACUACAACCGCGGGGUGGUGUACCACCGCAUGGGGCGGCAGGAGGAUGCCAUCGAGGACUUGUCGCGGGCCAUCGACCUGGGUAGCCAGGAGGCCGCGGUGUUCAGCGAGCGGGGCUUGGCGUGGCGAGCUUUCGGCAACAUGGCGCAGGCGGUGAUCGACCUCACAGCUGCCAUCGAAGCGGACGGCACCCAGACCCUCUACCUCUCCAACCGUGCGCAGUGCCUCUUUGAGCAGGGCUUGUACGACCGGGCGGAGGCGGACCUGAGCUGCGCGCUGCAGAUCGACGGAAGGGACGGGGAGCUGCUCUAUAGGCGUGGCAUCACACGGUACGCGCAGACGCAUUACGCGGAGUCCAUCGCUGACUUGAAGGCCGCUCUCGCCCAGGGGCCCAUCUCCGGGCAUGAGGCGGAAGUGUACUACCAUCUGGGUGUCUCCUACGCCAACCUCGGCAAGCAUCAGCUCGCGGUGCCAGCCUACGACCAGGCGAUUAGUCUCGCGGAGGGGCGGCCGCAUUAUCUGCACGAACGCGCCAAGAGCCUGCAGAUUGUGGGCGAGCCCGGCACCCAGAAUUUGGAGCCGGCUUGCGGGGGGGGAUUUGGCGAAGACUCCGCGAGGCACAAGCGCGCCCUGGACGACUUCUCACGGGUCAUCGACAUGCAGCCGACCAACGCGCGCGCCAUGCGCUCCGCCUAA
This is a messenger RNA of Effrenium voratum, 1776 nucleotides long. NCBI's taxonomy places the organism in Eukaryota, Dinophyceae, Suessiales, Symbiodiniaceae. The record is from the annotation of a GenBank genome assembly.